Molecule: messenger RNA, 849 nt
Organism: Linnemannia hyalina
Lineage: Eukaryota; Fungi; Mortierellomycota; Mortierellomycetes; Mortierellales; Mortierellaceae
Source: the annotation of a GenBank genome assembly
AUGCUGCUGAAGAAAGUAGGACCCAGGAAAUGGAUUAGUGGAUGUAUGUUUGUGUGGGGGAUAUUGACCAUGCUGCUGGCAGCAUGCAAAACGGCGGCUAGUUUGUACGCCACGCGGUUCUUCCUCGGUAUCUUUGAGGCUGCGUUGUUCCCAGGAGCGGUGUUCGUGAUCUCGCUGUUUUACUCCAGAGGCGAGCAGGCACUUCGCAACGGACUGUUCUUCAGUACAGCGACCAUGGCUGGAGCCUUUGGAGGAAUUCUGGCGUACGGGAUUGCACAGAUGGACGGCGUCCGUGGUCUUUAUGAGGGUCUUCCAACAGUACUCCUCUGCUUCCUCACCAUCAUCUACCUCCCAGACUACCCCCAAACAGCCCAUUUUCUUUCUCAGGAUGAACGGGACCUGACUGUCAAGCGGCUAUUGGUCGACGCUGGUCCCGCAACACAGGAAGAGUUCUCAUGGCGACAGGCCAGGAGCGUCUUUGUCGAUUGGAAGGUCUACAUGCACGCGUUCCCUUAUAUCCUUACCAUGACCCCGCUCUACGCCCUGGCCUUGUUCUUGCCCACCCUCGUCCGCGAGUUUUCUUUCGACCCUAUCACCUCUCAAUUGAUGACAGCACCUGCAUACGCCGUUGCAUGUCUGGCCACAAUCCUAGUCGCCCUCUCCUCAGACCGCUACCGCGAACGUGGUCUCCACUAUGCAAUGCCAACCCUCCUCGCAAUUCUUGGAUACAUCCUCCUCAUCGUCCUCGAACACAAAUCUGCCGCCGUCCGCUACAUCGGCCUCACCGUCACCGUCACAGGCGUCUUCAGUGCCGUCCCCUCCAUGGUCGGCUGGUGGACAGAUCUAUAA